AUGGAGAACCGACCCCCCACCUCCAGCCCUUCAGUCGGCCCGGUCGAUCCCAUCCCCAUCCCGCUGGACACGCCGAUACACUUCCGGAUUCCCAUGGGGCGCGGCCCGGACGUCCUGCUGUCCGUCGAUAGGUCUGGGAAGACCUUGCGGAGCUGUGCGGACGGUCCUUGCGACCGCUGGGCAGCCAUGCCCGACGUCGCCACCUCCUUCGGCAAGGGCCCGCUCGUCCUCGUCGAGGUGGAUGUUGAUGGGAGUUACUUCACCAGAACCCACCUCCCCUGCUGCGUCUUCCGGUCGUGCCCUAGCCUGCAGGGGAUCAUCAACAGAGUCUGCUCCACCCUGGGCCGCCCCUUGCCCUUCUGCUAUCACCCACCGUAUCCGUGCGGGGACGACUUUGUGGCGUCAUUGGUGAACCCUCCUCGCCUUGGCGUCAUCGCCAAUUGCCUCUCCUCGCCAUGCAUGUUCACCUUGCACCUGCAUAAUUGGGGAAUCGCAUUUUACAUCAGGCUUGAUCUUGCCGGACUGUACCACACAUAUCCUCAUGUGGCUGGUGGCCCAUUUCAGACCUUAGAGGCAGCUUACUCUGCAAUCCAUGGCGACCUUCAAGACCGACGGGAUCCCAGAAUGUUGAUGCGUCAGCCUAAUGAUUCUCAAGUGGAUUAUGUCGUACGCCAAUGUCUUCACUGGCCUGAUGGCACAAGGAAGAAGCGAUUGAAAUCGGAACCAAUUGAGGAAAUACGUGAUCACAAGCGCCAGUUGGUUCAAGCUUUGGUGGACAAGUAUAACGAUUAUUUAGGGGAUACUACAUAUGUACUCAAAGAUGUUGUGCAGUAUACAUCAGUUCGUUUGCCCGAUUGCCAAAAAAUUACCAAUCAUAUCAAUUUCACUGCAAGGGCUAAAGGAACUAAAGAUUCUGACUGUUCCAUGGAUGAUCUAUUCUUUGCUGAAGUCACGUCUAUGAUGGGAGAUGACAAAUUAGUGGUCAGCUGUUUCUGCAGGGUUGAAACUACUGACAACGGUCGCUGCCAUGGUUGUACUGCAAAGCACCCCAAUGUUGCUGUAUACUUGCGUGGUGAAGCAGGCGCAUCUCCAUUUGGUGGACCUUUCAUAGACCGUCAAGUUGUUGAGGAAGAUUUAGAAGCCGAGGAGAGAAGGGUAAGACGUUACUACGAGAACCAGGGCCUUGAUAAGCCAGGAUAUUUUGAUGAACUGAGAGCAAUCAUGUCAGGAGGUGCGGUUAUGAAGGAAAACUAA
Molecule: messenger RNA, 1254 nt
Organism: Triticum turgidum subsp. durum (durum wheat)
Lineage: Eukaryota; Viridiplantae; Streptophyta; Magnoliopsida; Poales; Poaceae
Source: the annotation of a GenBank genome assembly